This is a messenger RNA of Ooceraea biroi (clonal raider ant), 894 nucleotides long. It is a transcript of the gene cGlr1, whose product is annotated as cGAS-like receptor 1. Lineage: Eukaryota; Metazoa; Arthropoda; Insecta; Hymenoptera; Formicidae. The record is from RefSeq and is a predicted model, not a curated record.
AUGACUAAUGUACGAAUAAAGGUACGAAAAUCGGGGCCAGCAUUUACUUUAUCGGUGGAGAUUCCAAAUUACAAAGUAAUUGCCAUCGAUCUAGUCCCCGUCUUGGCAUUUCAUAAUCAGCCACCGAACUGUAAAACAUUACAUUUGAAAAAAAUCAAAUUAAAACAUUUACUCGAAACACGGGUACAAAAGUUUCCUAAUAGAUAUUGGUUUGCUGUACCUAAACCUUUGAACAACGAUAGAGGCUAUUUUGGCGUUGAAGAAUAUCGUUAUUGGCGUAUGUCUUUUUAUGAAUACGAAAAAGAUAUACUCUCUUGCAAUGGACGUGCCAAGCCCAUAAUACGGCACUUAAAGAAAUUUAGGGACACUCAACAAUGGAAGAGUAUCUCAAGCUAUUAUAUCGAAACAUUGUGUUUACAAGAGUUGGACAUCUUUCAAAAUUCCGAUAGAGUAUCAUGUACUUCUUUAUUUUUUACGAUGUUGGAGAAACUUUCUAUUGUUUUUCAUGAUCGAAAACUAAACUCCUACUGGACCAAUAAUUUGAAUUUAUUAGAUAAUAUCAGUGAUGCGGAAUUUCAAAAUAUGGAAGGAAGAUUAAAUAAUAUCAUAAAAGAUAUAAAACGAAAUAUCAGAGAUGAUCCAUACGUAAUAGCUCGACAUGUUUUAAAUAACGCAGAAUUUGACAUGUUACACAUUCAAGAGUCAGAACCAGAAUCUGAAUCUUCGAAUCAAAGCAGAUGCGUGAUUAUCUAAUUCGAGGAAGAAGUUAAUACUGAUGAUGCAGCGUAUCAUUGCGAGACUUCGGCUUUAGUUUAAAUGCUUAUGUGACAAACUGAAAUCUUUGUAUUUGUAAUGAUGCGUUUCAAAAUAAUCAAUUUCUCUGUAAUGCAAAAA